CAAAUCUCAAGGGUCAUGUACUGUCUGAGACACCAAGAAAAAAAAGGCAUCCUUUAGUCUCACAUUCUCACAAAGCCAAAGCAACCUUUGCUCUCUCCCUCGGUAUCCAGUUUAAAAACCCUUCAUAAACUACCCCUUUCAUUGUCAGAAAACACCCAUCCAUCUCUCUCUCUCUCUCUUUCUCUCAAUGGCCACACACAGGAAAAUGGACAGUGAAGAUCAAGAAACACUGUUUCAGGCCUUUCCAUGUGCAUACUACGUGCAGAGUCCAUCCACUGUCUCCCAUGCAAACAGUUCAGAGCUCAAAACCCAAAUCAAUCUUGAAUCCACAUUCCACUCCCCGUCAAGAUCAGAUACUGCUAUUCUUCUCAACAAGAACCCUGAAGUUUCAGGAUUCACUCUCUCUCGCUACUCUUCCUCUCGUGGCUCAAACAACUCUUUCUUGAACGAGAAGAAGGUUAGUGGGGAUCACGAGAAUGGCGUCAACCGUUUGAUCAUAGUUGAUGGGCAUGGACUUGUUGAUAUUCAUGGAAAAUAUGGGGAGGAGGAGGAGGAAGAUGAUGAUGAUUAUUAUUAUGGUAGGAAAGGUGGGUUUUGGUGGAGAUAUUUUUCUUUCAAAAGAAGCUCCUCUUGUGCUUGGGUUUCUUUGCAAAUAAGUUGGAGAUUACUUGUGAGUUUGGGAGUUGCCUUGCUUGUUUUCUAUAUUGCUACGAAGCCACCACCACCCAAGAUCUCCAUCAAGAUGGCAGGAGUGAGGCAAUUCGGACUAGGGGAAGGAAUAGAUGGGACUGGUGUUACAACUAAGAUCUUAACCUGCAAUUGUUCUUUGGAUCUUGUCAUUGAUAACAAGUCUAAGCUCUUUGGCCUUCACAUUCAACCUCCAAUUCUUGAAAUGUUCUUUGGUCAUCUCCCUUUCGCAAUGUCACGGGGUCCAAGACUCUAUGCUGAGAGCCAUAGUUCAACAUUGUUCCAAUUGAAUGUGGGAACCAGAAAUAAACCCAUGUAUGCAGCAGGAAGAAACAUGCAGGACAUGCUAGAAUCAGGCAAUGGCUUACCAAUUCUGAUUCGUGCAAGAUUGAGCUCUCAUUUUCGAGUGGUAUCUAACAUUGUCAAGCCAAGAUACCAUCACCAAGCAGAAUGUCUGAUAGUCCUAGACAGUACAUACGAUAAGAAACAUCGAACUCAGGCAUUUAACAGCACCUGCACCUUGUCUUAAUUCUGCUUUUUCCAUGUUAUAUAUAUAGAGUGUUAAGAGUUCCUUAUGCUUUGUUAAUUAUACAAGAGAGAAUAAGCAUACAUGAAUAUAAAUUGUAAGAAAUUUCAGAGAUAUUAUGAUGUGAUUGUAUGUAUGUAACAGAAAUGCUUUCUUUAAUUAGUAAAAGCAGAAGUGGUAAAA
Messenger RNA from Ricinus communis (castor bean), 1396 nucleotides. RefSeq lists its product as uncharacterized. Gene Ontology annotation, cellular component: plasma membrane. The transcript is spliced from 3 exons. Bases 188 to 1216 code for a protein of 342 amino acids. The record is from RefSeq and is a predicted model, not a curated record. NCBI's taxonomy places the organism in Eukaryota, Viridiplantae, Streptophyta, Magnoliopsida, Malpighiales, Euphorbiaceae.